AUGAAGUACUAUAUACGGGAUCAUAACAGUGGAAAAGGCUCGAAUUCCCGGCGCCACUUUGUGACGUCAAAUAUCUAUGGUAGUGACACAAGUGACCAGAAAAAUGGAACUGUUGUUCAAUGGUCACCCAGUUCUUUCCGUCCACGAACUAUGCGCUCAGGUGUUUAUAUAGUCAACGAUCCUAGAUUCAAUCGUUCCGACGCCACUCAGCCAUACAAUAGUAAUUGUCCACAAGUUCAACUGAAGAAAAUGCCCGGAGAAAAUCCUGAUGACGUCUUGGAUGAACCUUCUGAAAAGAGUGGUUCAAUAUAUAGAUCUGCUUUGACAAAAUUGGUGUGCUGCCUCUAUGCUCUUAUCAUUAUUGCCCUUGGAUUGGUAUUCUCCAUUGCAAGUGCUUUGACAUCAAAAGAACGUGAUCACAAUUAUUAUCUGGAGGUAUUCUUGGUUUAUUUAUACAUCAUGUCGUUGAUUAUACUGCUCUACUUCCACGUUCAUCUACUGCGCGGUAUGAAGAAUACUUACUUCGAAAAGAAUCUUCGCAUUACCAUUCGAAGAAGCCAGGAUAACCUUCACAAAUGCAACCAGACUGAACCAAUCAGCGAGGACAAUGAGGAACAGGUUCUGUCUGAUCACAUCACUAACAAGAGUUGCAGUCCUGAUGAGAUGUCUACCUCCUCACAGACUACAUCACAAAGCCACCUGGAAUUGCCGACCGAAGGAACUGCAGCCCAUGUUGGUGAAGGCAUCAACUUUUAUCUACGACUUGGAUGUCUCGCAUUCAGUCUUGGAAGUGUCGCCCUAGAUGGUUUCCAUAUUGCAACUUACUUUGAGACAGAGGCAACCGCCACCUGUGAGAGCCCGAUAUUCCCUCUUGUUUACGUUAUGCACUUGCUAUUCGUUUUUGUGCAAACCUUCUUCGUGUUCAAAAACCACAAGUUGGUGAUUAAUAAAAGCAAAGCUUUGGUUCGUUUUGGCCUGAUGCAUCUUCUGGCAACAAAUCUUUGCGUUUGGUCUUCUACAGCCAUAGCAGAAACUGCGAAAGACUACAAGCAGCAGACCUAUUUCAAGAGUGUUGCACACCAACAACAGCAACAGGCAUCAGCUGCCACUGUUAAACCGCUGAUCAACGCAACCAAGAGUUGUUUUGAGGACGUCACGCUCGCAAGAGUUGCUUCUCCUUACUUGUUUCCCUGUACCAUAAUGUAUAGCCUGAUAGCGUCGGGUAUUAUCCAUCGAAUGUACCUUUACGUUGGUGUAAAAGUCAAGCAAAAGUGGCCAAGCCAUAUGUCUCUGACAAGUUCUCAGCCACAGAGCACUGCUUCCAUGGAUUGUGAGAAAGCUAACCGCGGCCUUUUCCUCGGUCUCUUGAUCGGUGUCAUAACACUGAUAGCAAUUGCAACAUUCUUCGUCUUUGAAGUUCGUAUCUCAGAUUCUGUAACGGCCAUUAAAGUGUUUUUCAUUACUGAAAUUGCUCUGCUGCUGAUUACAUCUGUUGGAGUUGUGCUCGGCUACCUUCGUUUGUCGGCACUCAAGUUCAGAGGAAGCCAUAUGAUCUCUCUCGAUUCUAUCUUGCUUAUCAUUGCAUUGUCCGGCGCUUACGUCUACUUGUUCUUAGUCCUCAUAUCUUCUGCUACCGGACUGGAGGAGUUCGGCGUCGUGGCUAUCCUAUCACUCAUCUGUAUCAGCAUGGAACUUGUGCAGCUUAGCUUGCAGGCUGUCUUCCUGUUGGACGGUCUCUGUCGCAGUAUCAAGUACGAAGAACAGCAAACGCGAAAACCUGGACGGGCCGUUGUAACCUUCCUGUUGGUCUGCAACUUGGCACUUUGGGCAGUCAGCAGCUUUGAGGUGAAGAAAACCAUGGUGAUUCCUCUACACGAAAAUUUCUAUGGUCUGCUGGCUUGGAAUAUAAUUAUUCACCUGUGUCUUCCACUUCUCAUUUUCAUACGCUUCCACUCAGUGAUAUGUCUGUCAGAGAUCUGGUACGACGCUUACCAAAAGGACAAAGACAGCUAAAUAGUCACCAGGUUGGGGUGAGUGAAGCGGUGGCGUUGAGGUGAUGUGGUAAACAGCAGAAGAAGGCGAGGAACUCUAUGCAGUAACAUGAACAUAAUGUUUUAUUUAUGUGUGCGCAUAUGUGUGUGCAAAACAGAAAUAUAUAUAUUCACACACGUAUAUUUAUAUAAGUGUGAGCAUUGAAUAAGGGCAAUGUAUGUAUAUAUUUAUACAUACAUACAUAACUGCACAUACACAUACAGAAGCAAUACAUAAGCGUAUACCUACAUACACCAAAAAUCUAUUUAUACAGGAAGGAAAUACACCACAAUCCAGAGAACAAAAGAACUCAAUGUAAGGAAAAAGAGUAAUAUAAUAAAAUUUAUUUCAUGCUGGAACUUCCAAAUUGUGACUCUGCAUUUCACGUUUUACUGAUUCUCAAUUAGUACGAGAAUUUAAUUAAACUACAUUAUAUCUACAAACAAAAUUUUAAAAAAGCGAAGACGUUAUAUAUGCAAUGCCUGUUAACAAUACAAACUCUUUUGAUUUGUUUGGUGUGUGUGUGUGUAUGUGUGUUACAUGUGCGCAUACACACACACACACACACACACGCACCUACACACACACACACACACACACACACACACACAUUAGAAGUCCUGUCUGACAUUCAUCUGCCGGGCAUUUUAUUUUAAAAUAAGCGAACAAAAAUACUUAUUUGUGACCCUAAGAAACAAAAAGUGCAUGUAACAAGAAUUGGGUAAUUUACUUUGCAUAUUGCUGAAAAAUUAACAAAACGUGACACUUAACGAUGCAAUUUUUGAGGUUCUUGCUUAAAUUAUAAAUAUCUAAAACAAAAUAGUAACAACAAUAGAUGGGAAGAGUAUAAAGUUGUGGAAGAAGGCACACCAGGAAAUAUGAUCCAACAUCACUUUGUUUGAAAAGUUUAGAAAGUAGUAGUAGUAGUAGUAGUAGUAGUAGUAGUAGUAGCAGCAGCAGCAGCAGCAGCAGUAGUAGUAGCGGCAGCAGCAGCAGUGGUGGUGGUGGUAGCUGUCACAACAGAUUUGGUGAUAACAAAAAGGCAGUAUAACUAUGUCAUAAAUCCUUAUAUAUAUAUAUAUAUAUACGUAUUUUGUAUGUGUGUGUGUAUAUAUAUAUCAGAAUAUAAGAUGGCAACAAUAACAACAUCAGCAACUACAACAGCAUUAUUAUUAUUAUAAAGGCAGCCAGCUGGCAGAAUAAUCAACACAUUGGGCAAAAUUCUUAGCAGCAUUUCAUCCAUCUUUACAUUCUGAGUUCAAAUUCUGCCAAGGUCAACUUUGCCUUUCAUCCUUUCAGGGUCGAUAAAAUAAGUACCAACUGAGCACUGGGGUCGAUGUAAUCAACCUACUCCUUUCCUGAAAAUGCUGGCCUUGUGCCAAAAUGUGAAACCAAUAUCAUUCUUAUUAUAACUAUUGUUAUUGCUUUUGUUAUUCUCCAACACAUAGAUCUUCUACAGUUGGGUUGUGUGUAAUUAAGCCUUAGCUCCUGCUCACAACUCAGAAGCAUGAAUAAUAAUAACAACAACAACAACAACAACAAUAAUAAUAAUAAUAAUAAUAAUAAUAAUAAUAUGAAUAUUGUUCAUAGUGAUGACACUGAUAGAUAGCUUCUCAUUUAUAGAGAAUUGACUAAACUGUUCCCAAUACAUAAGAAAGAGUACAAGAAAGUAGCACAAUACAUCAUAGCAGUACAGUUACAAUAGAGUACACUACACCAGUAUAACAAUGACAAUAUUACAGAGUACAGAUGAAUAAGGCUCAGUGGUGUAUAAUUAGUUUUAAUGUGAAUCACAAUUUGAAUGUUUCUAGAUUCACUCAAAGGUGGAGAAUUGGUAGAUUCAUUAGAGCACAAGAUAGAAUGCACACUGUAUUUUCUCCAACUCUGAGUUGAAAUUCAACAUUGCCUCUGUUAUAGAUUUAAAAAAGUGCCAGUCCUGAGCAAUGGACUGGCAGAAAUGUUAGUUCAGACAAAUGCACUGUGGUAUCUGUUCUGGCUUUUUGUUUCCUAAUAGCAAUCCCCUUAGUGUCAACUAUAUCAGCCCAAAUUGGCAGCCUUUUCCUUGAAUAAAUAUUGAUUGUGUUGAGAAGAUUUUUGUGCAAGGACGUCAACAUUCACUGACAGAGGCCUUACAGAUUCAACCAGAAUGUUCACCGUUUAGAUAAAUGAGACGUAUCUAAUGUAGCCCCAUACAGAAAUAUUUCUAACAAAAAGUUUGAUUCAACAAAUUUGUUAAAAAAGUCAAAGUUAAACAGAAGAGUAAUGGAGGUAAAAAGUCUUCUUGAAGAAAGACCCCUAUAUAAAGGUUUAUGACUAGGUUAUUUUGCAGAAUUAUUGCUUUGUGCCAGUACAUCAUCAACAAUAUCCAAGAAUUUUGUUUUGUUACUGAAGGCUAUUUUGGUAAUUAACCAAUGCCAUGAUUAGACAUUAGUUUCUUCCUACUCUCUUCAUCAAUAAUAAAUUUUUUCCUCAUUAAAAUCCUUUUCAACACCCUCUCUGAUAAUCUGAUAAGAUGAUGUCCAGAUGAACAACCAAUAUGUUGCAAAGUAAAAAUGCCAAGUCUUUAUAUAUUGUUGGUAAACAGGUUAUUGGUCUCUAGGUUUCAAAAUCUUAGUUAUUAAUAAUUUUUUUUUUUAUUUCAUGUAUAGGGAUCAGGUUUUGAUAUUAUUUGUCUCUAGUGAUAAGAUCAGGUGUUGAUUCUAGUGUUUAUAAUUAAGUUAUUCUAUAAUGCUGUUACAGCAUCAUAUAUACUGUCUAAAUAUUUUAGCCAGAAAUUAGAGGUUAUCGAUUCCAGGAACUUCCCAAUUUUUAAAGGCUUUGAUUUUGUCUGAAAAUUCCCUGCUAAUCACAUUAAGAUUAAGACCAUACUUUAGUAUAGUUGUGAUUUUCAUAUCUUUUCUAUGUCUUUCACUCUCCAUUGUAUGUCUUUAUAAUAUAUAUUUCGGUCUUACUAAAUCAAUUACACAUUUUCCCUUCACAAUAUGUACUCUUGUAAAGUAAAGUAAAACCAAAGCCCCUCCCCGCCACCAAAUCAUGAGGAUGCUGGACAAAAUAUUUUGUGGCAUUUCACCAGUCUUUACAUUCUGAGUCCAAAUACCACCAAAGUCAACUUCACAUUUAAUUCUUUUGGGGGUCAAUAAAAUAAGUGCUAGUCAAACACAGGAGUCAAUGUAAUUGACUAUCCUCCUCUCCAAAAACUUGUGCUUAUAACAGAGAGGAUUAUUAUUAUUAUUAUUAUUAUUAUUAUUAUUAUUGUUGCUAUCAUCAUCAUUAUUAUUAUUAUUAUUAUUAUUAUUGUUGCUAUCAUCAUCAUUAUUAUUAUUAUUAUUAUUAUUAUUAUUAUUAUUAUUAUUAUUAUUAUUAUAUAAAGGUGUCAAGCUGGGAGAAUAGUUAGUGUGCUAGGCAAAAUGCUUAACAACAUUUCAUC
Molecule: messenger RNA, 5458 nt
Organism: Octopus bimaculoides (California two-spot octopus)
Lineage: Eukaryota; Metazoa; Mollusca; Cephalopoda; Octopoda; Octopodidae
Product: proton channel OtopLc
Biological process (GO): proton transmembrane transport
Cellular component (GO): membrane
Molecular function (GO): proton channel activity
Source: RefSeq, a predicted model, not a curated record